UGGUUGUAGCUAGCACCAUUGAAGCCAAUGUAGCCUAAUAUCUGUGUUUCAGCAGAAUUAUUCUGUUCCAGCUCUCUGUGAAAACACGUAUAAACCUGCGUGCAGGUUUUUAAAAGCCUCACUGGAUUAAAUCCACUCGCGGCACAGAAUGCUGGCUACAGGAGCGGCUGUAACCACAGCACUGGCACAAGUGGACAGAGAAAAGAUCUACCAGUGGAUCAAUGAGCUGUCCAGUCCAGAGACCAGGGAGAAUGCCCUCCUGGAGCUCAGCAAGAAGAGGGAGUCUGUACCGGACCUGGCCCCCAUGCUGUGGCACUCCUGUGGCACAAUAGCAGCCCUGCUGCAGGAAAUCGUCAACAUCUACCCGUCAAUCAACCCCCCGACCCUGACAGCACACCAGUCCAACAGAGUAUGUAACGCCCUCGCACUGCUCCAGUGUGUGGCCUCCCAUCCAGAGACAAGGUCAGCUUUCCUGGCGGCACACAUCCCACUCUUCCUCUACCCGUUCUUACACACAGUGAGCAAAACACGGCCAUUCGAGUACCUCCGCCUCACCAGCUUAGGAGUCAUAGGUGCUUUGGUGAAAACGGAUGAGCAGGAAGUCAUCAACUUCCUGUUGACCACAGAGAUCAUUCCUUUGUGCCUUCGCAUCAUGGAGUCUGGCAGCGAACUCUCUAAAACGGUUGCAACCUUCAUCCUACAGAAGAUCCUCCUGGAUGACACAGGGCUGGCAUACAUUUGUCAGACUUACGAGCGCUUCUCCCAUGUUGCCAUGAUUCUCGGAAAAAUGGUCCUGCAGCUCUCCAAGGAGCCGUCAGCCCGCCUACUGAAGCACGUAGUACGCUGUUACCUCCGUCUGUCAGACAACUCCAGAGCCAGAGAAGCUCUGCGGCAGUGCCUACCCGACCAGCUCAAAGACACCACCUUCGCCCAGGUCCUGAAGGACGACACCACCACCAAGCGCUGGCUGGCCCAGCUGGUGAAGAACCUGCAGGAGGGACAGGUCACUGAUCCCCGGGGCAUCCCGCUGCCCGCGCAGUGACCCCUCUCUGCUCCUCGCCGACCCUAAGGACACCAGCAAAGAACUGCCAAACAAACGAGCCUUCAAUCAUGGACACGGAUGUUUUUACGAAAGACUUUAAAAAGAGGCUGCUGCAGAUUAUUUUUGUGAUCACAUGAGUGAGCAGAUACUCUGAGCCUCUGCACAUCCCUUCCCACGGAUCCAUGGUUUCAAAGACAUUCACAAUUGCUGCCUCGUGUUCUGCAGCUGAUUUACCGAUCUACAAUAAAUCUUUGCACAACAAA
Molecule: messenger RNA, 1305 nt
Organism: Acanthopagrus latus (yellowfin seabream)
Lineage: Eukaryota; Metazoa; Chordata; Actinopteri; Spariformes; Sparidae
Gene: cnot9
Product: CCR4-NOT transcription complex subunit 9
Exons: 8
Coding region: 149-1042 (297 amino acids)
Biological process (GO): negative regulation of translation; mRNA catabolic process
Cellular component (GO): P-body; CCR4-NOT complex; CCR4-NOT core complex
Source: RefSeq, a predicted model, not a curated record